AUGGUUGUGGUCCUCGUCGUCCAAUAAUGUAUAGUCGUCGUCAUCAUCAUCAUCAUCUCAUCGUCGUCCAAUGACACCAAUGUUCAGUUCAGCCCAUCCAUUUCACACCACACCUCCACUAUCCAAUCCACCGCCGCCUGUGGACGCAGUUAGUUGCCCAGUCCAAUCCACCCCACUCGCCACGGCGGUUUGGCUGUUGCUUUGCUGUUAUUAGCUUGGACAAAAAAAAAAAAAAGAAAAUACUCCCAAUGAAAAUAACAUUCCUUUUUUUUUUUUUUUUGGGUUUUCGGCAUCAAAUAAACCUCGUCCUUCCCCAUUCCCCAAAAUAUCAUCGCCAUUCACACGCAGUUUCUAUCUCAAAUUCAUUCUGCCCUCCUUGUUUUUCCCAGUUACGAACUCCGCCUCGCCUCCUGAAAGAAAGUCUUUGCAGGCCGUGAUAUGAUGCUGGGGUGGUCCGCAUCUUGUAUCUGUACUACUAGUAUGAUAGUAUCAAUAGUGUUUGCUGUGUCGCUGUAUUGCUGCUGCUGCUCCCCCGGCCUGCUUGCGCUUGCCCAACGUACUCAUCCCUCUGAAGUCUCGGCCUUGCAUGCUAUCGCCAUCAAUCUAAUUGAUACCAACAAUGUUCUCGAGAAUUGGAGGAAAGGAGAUCCAUGCAUAAAAAACUGGACCGGAGUUCUAUGUUUUGAUGCAUUUGGAGCAGAUGGGUACUUUCAUGUCAGGGUGCUCCUCCUAAUGAAUAAGAAUCUCUCUGGAACUUUAGCCCCUCAGCUUGGUCAAUUAUCUCAACUUCACAUCUUAAACUUUAUGUGGAAUCACCUGACUGGCAGCAUACCUAAGGAGAUUGGAAAUAUUGCGUCGCUGAGACUUCUGCUCCUGAAUGGAAACAAAUUAUCAGGUUCUUUGCCAGAUGAGCUUGGCUAUCUAUCAAAUCUGGAUAGGUUCCAGAUAGACGAAAACCAGUUAUCUGGGUCAAUACCAAAAUCUUUUUCAAAUCUGCAUCGAAUUAAACACAUUCACUUCAACAAUAACUCGCUCAGUGGUCAAAUCCCUCCUGAACUUUCUAACUUGACAACAGUUGUUCACUUGCUUUUGGACAAUAAUCACCUAUCAGGGUAUCUUCCUUCAGAGUUUUCCACUUUUCCGCAAUUGUCCAUACUUCAACUUGAUAACAACAAUUUCAGUGGUGCUGAAAUUCCUGCUGCUUAUGGAAAUCUAUCAAAUUUAGUUAAACUAAGUCUCAGAAAUUGUAGCUUAGAAGGACCAAUUCCUGAUCUCAGCUGGAUAAAAAUCUGAGCUAUCU
Molecule: messenger RNA, 1300 nt
Organism: Coffea arabica (coffee)
Lineage: Eukaryota; Viridiplantae; Streptophyta; Magnoliopsida; Gentianales; Rubiaceae
Source: RefSeq, a predicted model, not a curated record